This is a messenger RNA of Entelurus aequoreus (snake pipefish), 2817 nucleotides long. RefSeq lists its product as uncharacterized. NCBI's taxonomy places the organism in Eukaryota, Metazoa, Chordata, Actinopteri, Syngnathiformes, Syngnathidae. Gene Ontology annotation, molecular function: microtubule binding; ATP binding; microtubule motor activity. Bases 147 to 2240 code for a protein of 697 amino acids. Gene Ontology annotation, biological process: microtubule-based movement. The transcript has 14 exons. The record is from RefSeq and is a predicted model, not a curated record.
ACAGCCUGCAGGAUGAUUUGCAGGCUGAUGAAGUACAUCCGGACGCUGCGGACAUCUUGUCGGUCACAAGUGAAGACAGUCACGCCAAAGAAGACGGGCAGCAAGACGAUCCGCCGCAAAGCGUCACGCAGCCACUUGUGACGGAAAUGGCCGCAGAGGGGGAGGAAGUGUCCGUGAACUUUGAGAGUUUUCUCCACAACAACGGGACGCUCUACAGCUGCUUCAACCAUGACGGGAACAGAGUCUACGUGGACGAGGCGCAGAACCUGCAGCCUUUUCCCAACGACUGGUACAAUCUGGGACGCUUCAUCCCUGCCAACCAUGAGGUUGCCACCCAGCCGCCGCCGCCCUCCAACAGCCAUCCGGCGGUUGCCGAGGACGACAGAACAGGAAGUCUCUUCAUCCAAGGGAAAGGAAGCGUCAUGACGUACAUGUUUGAGGAGAAGAUGAACGUGUGCAGGUUCUGGGAUCCUCAGUCGGGCGUCUGGCUUCUCGUGCCGCUCCAGUGGGAGAUGAACGUGGAGUUUGUCCAGAACAGAAUCCAAACAGUAAUGUCCACCCUGCCAGGCCUGGUGGACCAGAAGGAGAUCACGGCAGCACUGCGUCAGUGUAACUACGAUGCAGAGGAGGUGGUGUCCGUCUACCUCACCAUGUUCGGAGAGAUCCUCCUGCAGCCUUCAGCUGGGGGAGACCACGGCUACAGCGACCUCAACUCCUUCAGAGCUCUUCUGGAGAGGGAUCGGGUUAUCGAGGACCUGAAGCAGCAGCUCCAGGCCAAAGACAAGGAGAUGGACAAUCUCUUCCAGAGGAAUACCUACCUGAAGAGAGAAGCCCGCUACCUGAGUGAUGUGGUCCAGCACCUCAACCACAAGGUGGCUGAGCUGGAAGCCGACCAGCAGGAAGCGCGGCAGAAGAUCAGGUCCCUCCAGAGCCGCCGCUUGCCCGCGGUUCCGCCCGCUAAAACCAUCAGCAAACAUGUGGUGGAUCCUGAGCGACUGCGGCAGGUGAGCCGACUGACCCGAGAGCUAAACGUUUCCAACAAGCAGCUGGGCUCCACAGUCCGCCUGGCGCUGAGCGACAUGAAGAACCACGUCCAGCAGCUGAAGGACGUUCUGAGCAAGUUGGCUCAGGUGGACCAGGAGGCAGCCGGUGAGGUGGAGGAGCUGCGUUCUCUCUACAGGAGGGAGGUGGUGGAGAGGCGGAGCCUGUACAACAAGCUGCUGGAGCUGCAAGGAAACGUUCGAGUGUUUUGCCGCUGCAGGAAAGGCUCCGCGUCAACGUCGUGUCUGGACAAGACCGACGAGCAGGAAGUGGUGGUGGUCCAGAAGUCCAACAAGAAGAAGUUCCAAUUUGAUAAGGUCUACGCUACCAGCAGCACUCAGGAGGAAGUGUUUGCAGGAACUGUGCCACUCAUAACUUCCUGCGCAGACGGAUACAACGUGUGCAUCCUGGCGUAUGGACAGACAGGCUCGGGCAAGACCUUCACCAUGAUGGGCACCAAGCAGAACCCUGGAGUCAACAUCAGGUCCAUACGGGAACUUCUACGUGUCUGUGCAGAGAAAGAAAAGGUGUCUUACGUUCUGAAGAUUUCCAUGCUGGAGAUUUACAACGACGCUCUCAACGACCUGCUGGCCAAAAGCCCUGGCGCUGCCUUGGAAAUCCGAGUCCAGGGGAAGUCGGUGUCCGUCCCAGGACUGACCCAGGUGCAGGUGCGGACCGAGGCCGACAUCCUUAGCGUCAUGGAGACCGGAGUGAAAAACAGAAAGAUGGCCUCCACCAAGAUGAACAUACACAGCUCCCGCUCUCACCUGCUGGUGGCGCUGGAGGUGGUGGGCUCGGAUGAGGUGUCGGGGUUGACCACUCGAGGGACGUUGACUUUGGGUGACCUGGCCGGAUCCGAGCGCAUUUCCAGAACGGAGGCGGAGGGUCAGAGGCUGGUGGAGGCGGCCGCCAUCAACAAGUCGCUGACAGCACUGGGACAGGUGUUUGCCGCCCUUAAGUGUAACGCGCUUCACGUGCCCUUCAGGAACUGCAAACUGACCCACCUGCUGCAGCCCAGCCUGAGCGGAGACGCUAAGUGCUGCGUGUUUGUCAACGUGAGUCCGGACGCGAAGGACGUGGUGGAGACGCUGAGCACGCUCCACUUUGGCGCCGCCAUCCGUACCGUCUCCUUGGGUAAAGCUACCCAGAACGUGGUGCCGACUAAAGGCAGCAAAACGGCAAAACCGGCAACGCAGUAGAAGUUUUUGUGUUCUUGGGGCGGUAUAGCUUGGUUGGUAGAGUGGCCGUGCCAGCAACUUGAGGGUUCCGGGUUCGAUCCCCGCUUCCGCCAUCCUUGUCACUGCCAUUGUGUCCUGUGGCAAGACACUUUACCCACCUGCUCCCAGUGCCACCCACACUGGUUUAAAUGUAACUUAGAUAUUGGGUUUCACUAUGUAAAAGUGCUUCGAGUCACUACAGAAAAGCGCCAUAAAAAUAUAAUUCACUUCACUUCUUCCGCAAACUUCUUCUUCUUGUCAGUGAUGUGUUCUUGUUGUGUUUUCUAACGACAUCACGGACGUGAAUUAGAAAAUCAAACUAAACACGGAAGCAAAUCAUGAACGUAACACCAUAAAAGUAACUCCAGAUUAUAGAUGAAAGCAUACAGAUAGAUGUACAUAUAUACUGUACUGCAGGGGUGUACAAUAUUUUUCCACACUGAAAAAUUAAAGCAUGCGGGGGCUAUUUUGAUAUUCUUCAUUUUAAAACCAAAUAUAAAAUUUUGUGUAACCCUCAAUUUUGUUGAAUGUUGAAGCUCCUGGGGACCCAAAAAGGCCC